This is a messenger RNA of Triticum aestivum (bread wheat), 1805 nucleotides long. RefSeq lists its product as uncharacterized. The record is from RefSeq and is a predicted model, not a curated record. The coding region runs from base 1064 to 1681 and encodes 205 amino acids. The transcript is spliced from 4 exons. NCBI's taxonomy places the organism in Eukaryota, Viridiplantae, Streptophyta, Magnoliopsida, Poales, Poaceae.
AGGCACAAAUUGAAAGGUGCUGCCCCGGUAGCAUAGUGAUAAUUGAGCACCACACAAUAAAAGAUAAAAUCAGAUUUAAGAGAUUUUUUGUCGCUUUGAAGCCUUGCAUCGACGGGUUCCUUAGUGGUUGCAGGCCAUACUUGGCAGUAGAUAGCACCUUCUUGACAGGCAGAUUCAAGGGGCAACUGGCUAGUGCUACCGCUGUUGAUGGCCAUAGUUGGAUGUAUCCAGUCAGUAUGGGUGUUUUUGAUUCUGAAACUAAUGAGAACUGGAUCUGGUUCAUGCAAUUGGUUAGGCAAGCCAUAGGAUCCCCAAGGGGUUUAACCAUAUGCACCGACGCUGGGCAGCCAGUGAUGACCGGUGUAAAAGAAGUGUUCCCAGAGGCUGAACAUAGGGAAUGUAUGUUUCACUUGGUGUCCAACUUCAAGAAGAAGUUUCAUGGAAAGGUUUUUGAUUACCACCUUUGGGCUGCUGCUUACUCAUGGAACCCAUAUUUAUUUGAGAAAAAUUGGGUUGCAAUGGACAUAGCAAAGCCAACGGCAACUGCAUAUCUUUGGAAGUGGCACACUAGGUUGUGGUCUAGGAGUCAGUUCUCAACAAUUUCCAAGGUGGAUUAUGUUACAAACAACUUGGCUGAGUGCUUCAAUAAUUGGAUUAAGCAUCACAAGUCCUUGAACUUGGACGACUUCUUUGAUAAGCUUAGGCAAUUGAUUAUGAUCAUGUGGAACCGAAGGAGAAAGGUAGCAAGAAAGUUAGUUGGGUUGAUUCUUCCCCACAUAAUUAAGAAGUUGAAUGCAAAGACCAGAGAAUUAAACUUGGAGGUGGUUGAAAGCUCAGAAGAAGUUGCUGAAGUAACCGCAUUGGGAGGCAGCGGCUUUAGGUUUGUGGUCAACUUGCUUGACAGGACAUGUUCUUGUAGACAAUGGGAAGUUUCUGGCCUUCCUUGCAAACAUGGUCUAGCAUUUAUCACAUCUCUUACCAAUGCACGCAUAGAGAACUAUGUGGACUUGUGUUACUCCAUUCACAAAUUUAGAGCAGCGCUUAUGACCAACUAAUCCCUGCCAUGGUUGACAAGAACCAGUGGCCUAAAUCAGACCAUGGAUUCUUCAUGUUUCCACCACUACUAAAAGCCACAUCGGGUAGGCCUAAAACUGAGAGGUAUAAAGGCUGCAGUGAGAAGAAAAGAAAAAGCGGCCAACACUUAUGCCCUAUUUGCAAGGACUAUGGGCAUCAUUGGCACAAAUGCAAGAACGGUAACCCAGAUGACAUUGCUGCUAUUUUAGCUGUGAGAGGACCACCAAAGAAGAGGACAAAGACCACCAAAUCAGCUCAAUCAUCAAUUGUGCCUUGCGAGGAUGAUGCUCCAUCAGCCAUGCGUUUUCCGCCAAGCCAAAUCUUGGAGAAAACAACCAAGGAAAAAGGGAAAGGUGGUAAAUCUGGAUCCGGAGGAGCAAAAAGAUCAGGAACACAACCCAUUUGUGGCGAACAUGAUGUCGCCAAAAAGAAAACACAUGUUGCUGUGAAGGUACAUGCCAAAAGAAAAAGCAAAGAGGUUGCUGAAAUUACUCCACACCUUCCUAUGGUGCCACUUGACAGCCCUGCAAUGGGUACACGCAGCAAGAAAUUCAACCCUGCUAGCCCUGCAAUGAGCACACGAAGCAAAAGGAGACUUAGUUUGUGAUUCUCAUGUCAUUACUUUCCGUAUCAUGUUUCAUUUUGAAAGCUGAGCUGUUUAUGUGAUAUAUGUGUGGACCUUGGCUCUUUACGUGCUAUAUGCGACCUGUUGUGAACCCUCUUUACGUGCU